CGAUCGUUCGUCACCGUCGAUCCGCCGGCAAUGGCGAAUCCAAUCGUCAACGCUGAGUACUUGGAAGGAGUCGAGAAAGCUCGUCGAGAUUUCCGCGCUCUUAUCUCCAGCAAAAAUUGUGCUCCUAUCAUGCUUCGAUUAGCAUGGCACGAUGCAGGAACAUAUGAUUGUAAGUCGAAGACAGGAGGACCUAAUGGUUCAAUCCGAAAUGAGGAAGAGUUCACUCAUAAUGCUAACAAUGGCUUGAAAAUAUUCUUCAAUUUUGUGAUAUUUUUCUCAAAAGCGGAUCCAGAAUUUCAAGAGGAUGAGUGCACUGUUGUGAAGGGGUGGAUCUAG
This is a messenger RNA of Nicotiana tabacum (common tobacco), 336 nucleotides long. The record is from RefSeq and is a predicted model, not a curated record. NCBI's taxonomy places the organism in Eukaryota, Viridiplantae, Streptophyta, Magnoliopsida, Solanales, Solanaceae.